Messenger RNA from Verticillium nonalfalfae, 1005 nucleotides. RefSeq lists its product as uncharacterized. Gene Ontology annotation, molecular function: nucleotide binding. The transcript has a single exon. NCBI's taxonomy places the organism in Eukaryota, Fungi, Ascomycota, Sordariomycetes, Glomerellales, Plectosphaerellaceae. The coding region runs from base 1 to 1005 and encodes 334 amino acids. The record is from RefSeq and is a predicted model, not a curated record.
AUGCUUCGUUGGGGAAUUAUCGGAACAGGCUUCAUUAGUCACACCGUGGCCAAAGCGAUUGAGAACAGCCCGGGCUCAACCAUCCAAGCCAUCUUUGGCAGGAAUCCAGACAACCUACGCGCCUUCGCAGACAAGUACAAUGUCGCCACGCGUUACGAUACUCUAGAAUCUAUCCUCGACGACGACAAGGUCGAUGUCGUUUACAUCGGCCUCGCCUCUCAUGUCCACGCCGAGGCCAUCAUUGCGGCCGCCAAGCGUGGCAAGGCCAUCCUCUCGGAAAAGCCCUUGACCACAACCCUCGCUGAUGCCAAGAGCAGCCUCGAUACCGUGCGUGACGCCAACGUCUUCAUGCUUGAGGGCCUUAUGUAUCUCUGCCAUCCCUUUAUGGAAAAGGUCGUCGAGAUCAUCAAGUCGGGCGAGCUGGGCAGCAUUCGAGCCAUCAACGGCCACUACGCAGCCCAGAUCUGGGACAGAGCCAACCCGCUCGGCAAGGGCACCAUCUAUAACCUCGGCUGCUACCCUGUCUCUCUGCUCCAUCUCAUCGUGCAGACUGCAUUCGGCUCCGACGCUAUUCGAUCCAGGAAGCUUCAGGCCGCGGGCAACGUCUCGCACGACGGUGGCGUCGCGCACUGCAGGGACGCCGCGCUCAUGCUGCGCCUUGACAACGGCCUCCUGGCGACCAUCCAGUCGACUGACAGCUACGGCAAGGACACCAGCUUUGUUGUUCAGGGCGACAAGGCGGUCAUGACAUUCAAGACGAACCCUUGGCUGCCUGUUGCCGGCGAUAAUGUCUUGACGAUAGAGACGUACAAGACGGGCGAGACCAGGGAGGUUGUUGUUACGGCUUCCGAAGACGCAUUUGCAUGCCAGGUCCAGAAGGUAGAGGAAGCUUUGGCGGCUGGGCACAAGGAGGCAAAGCGCCCUGCCGCAAGGUUAUCGGAUUCAUUGGAAAUAAUGGAGCUUCUGAUCGAGUGGGAGGAGAAGAUUUUGGGAAAGUCAUCAUAG